CACAUUAACCGCGGAGUUCGAAAGCUCACUAGUCAGUCAUCAAUUUUCUCAAUUAUUUCUUGUCAUUAAUUUUCAAAAUCGGUCUAUAAAGAAAAUAUAAAUAAAAUUUACAAAGUGUAUUAUUAUUUAAAUAAAAAUUCAUCAUUAUUGCAAUUGAUAAUUAAGAUGUCGAUAUUUGCUUGUUGCUUUCGCCGGAAACACCUGAGAAUCGACGACCCGAAGAUUCCAGUCAUCAUGGAGCCGCCUGAAAUAUCCUGGGAAAACACCUUGGGCUCGCCAAACGGAGUUCCUUUUGACGAUGAUACCAAGCAGCUGGUUAAAGAUUGCAUGCAUGUCUGCACACCACCCCCUGUUACGCUAACAACCCUUAUCAAGAGGAGCGAAAUUUUUCCGAUUCAGUUUCCCAUUAAAACAGUCAGAUGUUCGUUCUUGAAAGAAAGAUCCAUCAAAACUGAUAUUCUUGAGUUCAACUCAAAUUCAGCGUACCCAAUAAUCCACGAAGCGAUGCUCCCCUUGAUAGCAGGAUGGCUGAAGUUCAAGCGUGAGCAAGGGAGCCCAAUAGAAAAAGCCUUAUACAAAAAUAUGGGCCUGAUACAAUUCAUCCAGCGGCUGCUGGACAAGCGCGCGGUAGCGUUUUACGGCUCAGACGACCGAUGGAAGCUGAUAGACAAGAAGUCCGGAGAAGGAGGAUGGGAGUUCGUCGGCACUGACCAAGAAAAGGAACCGCUGGUCCUCUCGAAAUGUCUGUCCUACGACGAGAUCAAGCUUUCUGCCAUGAUGGUGGUCUCGUCUCACACCGAGUUCAUAAAUGACGGGGCUCGCGAAAAUCGGGGAGUAAUUUGCAACGACUCUGAUGCUUUUCAGCCCAGGGGAGUCAUCAUGGGGGUUAUUGGCUCCAGGUUUGAACGUUCCAGGUUCAUGGAGUCACAGGAUAUUGUCAUUUCUCCUUUACAAAAUAAUAUGGAUAAUGGUUAUGGCCCUUCUGUGGAUGGAGUACCAGAGAUAAGAGAGUUACGCACCCUUUGGUCACGAUUUUACGGCCAAGACUACCAUCCACUGUACGAACAAGCAGUAAGACGAACUAAAUCCAAAGAAAACAAACGCUAUAUUUCUUUGACCAACCAAACUAUAUUUGAUGUCGAGAAUUAUAUGAAAAGGACGCUAUUGUCUGUCGAAAUAAUUCUUUUGGAAGCUAAUACAAGAGCUGAGAAACAAAAUACUACUGCAUUUCUUCAUGUUGUAGGUUUUGGACUCGGUGUAUGGAAGAUAAUGCAUGAUCAAGAGAUGUAUUUCCUGAAAACCUUCGAAAUAGCUCUGAAAAAAAUGAACAGAAAAUUGAAGUAUGUAUCAGACAUAAUGUUCGCUUACUUUUGCCAGCAAAAAUGCGGUGAUGCUGGUAACGGUGACUAUUUAGGAGACAUCAAGAUCCACUUCGCGUUGAGAGAGCCUCACAGCAAGCUAGUGCGUUCCACCGACGCAGACAAACUUCUAGUGGUAACCUACGCAUGGGACGGAAACGCGUUCCCAGGAAACGAGUUCUGGAACGGAUACUUAGCAGCAAGCGGGGACCCAGCGGCGGCUUGCAGCAGCCAAAUCUCCGAACUGCACAACCCGAUGAUAAACUCACGGAUCUGCGGAACGAGUCUUCACGUGGCCUCUGCAGAGCACGGGCUCCUCCACAUAUCCGACUACGCGAAACUUCAUCUCGCUUAGG
Messenger RNA from Cotesia glomerata, 1714 nucleotides. RefSeq lists its product as uncharacterized. The coding region runs from base 166 to 1713 and encodes 515 amino acids. The transcript has 6 exons. NCBI's taxonomy places the organism in Eukaryota, Metazoa, Arthropoda, Insecta, Hymenoptera, Braconidae. The record is from RefSeq and is a predicted model, not a curated record.